Molecule: messenger RNA, 2061 nt
Organism: Mycotypha africana
Lineage: Eukaryota; Fungi; Mucoromycota; Mucoromycetes; Mucorales; Mycotyphaceae
Exons: 2
Coding region: 1-2061 (686 amino acids)
Source: RefSeq, a predicted model, not a curated record
AUGGCCACCAGUCCAGGUGUACAAAAGUCACCGUAUACCUCACUUAAGAAGCUUUAUCCGUCGAUUUCUACAUUGAACUUGGCUUCAACUCUGGCUUAUUCUACUGACCAACACGAUUCUAGUAUGGCUGCCGUAGCAGAAACACAACAGAAAAAUCUAGAGCCACCUCCAGAAUUUGCAUUUGACCUACCAAAAAGAAAUCUUGUGCUUGACAGGAUAUUCGCUACGAAAAAAGUUCAACCUAUACCCUCCAUGAGUUCCCUAGGGGAGCAACAACAUCAACAACAAGCUGACACAUUAGAGGCGUUUUUUGUCAAUGCUACUCAGAAUAGUCCUAACGCUAUUAAGCCAGUCCAGCAAUUGAUUGAACGGUUGACUACCUGCCAGCAGCUUUCCAAGCAUUUAUUAGAUUACUUUAAAAUGUUGGCAGAUAUGGAACAGCAAGUCUCAAAGGUUUACCAUACUUCAGGAGUAGAAUCAGUCAGAACUGGCUUAUCCAACGCUUCCUCUUUGGACGCUUCAUCGAAUCGUAUGUCACUUCCUUCUUCUGAGGGGAACCGAAAAAAAAGCACGUCUUUUAUGUCAAGCGCACACAAAAUCAGCGACGACAGCAGUAUGUGUUCCAUGCAUACUGGACGAGGGGAGCAUGUGAAUAGCAUCAUUGAAGCAUGGAAACAUUAUCAUAACAAGGCUUCAGAGGAUCAUGUGCAAUUUGCUGCCUAUUUGAAGAGCCAGGCCAUUCCUACAUUCGAGAAUAUAAAUAGAGAACUUAAAUGGAUGAUGAAAUGCAUCAGCAAAGAUGACCGAUUGUCACUGAAGACCUUGACAAAGUUGAAGUAUGAAGCAGCCAAACGGAUAAAGGCGCUAAAUCAACAAAUUUUGUUUUUUGAAGAACACCCCUAUUACGGACAUACAAGGCAAGAUCCAUGGCUAAUGAAUGCAGGUGUUGUGGAUCAAUUAGUGAAGGUUUAUCGACAAGAGAAUAAAAUUCAUGAAACCGUCUUACGUGUUCAACAAGAAACAUGGGCAGCCGAACAACAUUUCAUUUCUGAAUUCGAACGUUUGACACAGCAACUCUAUGCCUUACGACAAGAUAAUGGACUUAUCUACAUUACUGAACUUUGGAACAGUAGCCAUAAGCGUAAAGGAAGCCAUCAUGAAGGAGGAGAACUCGACCGUCAGAGCAGCAUCGAUGUCACUCCACAACAUUACAACAUUAUAUCGGAUAAGGCCUCUUUUCGUCAUCCCGAUCAAAUCCAACUGGCCCAUCCUCUCUUGCAACCAAUACUUGCUACACGUAUGGAUGGCAAGUCGCGUGCUUUGUUUACAACCCGCUGGUUGGAUUGCAUUUAUGUACUGACCGCUGCAGGCUUCCUCCACGAAUAUCAACGGUCCGAAAACUAUCCAUCCAACCCUGAUGCUACUAUUUACGUUCCUCAUUACACGGUCAUCAUUAUAUCUACAUUCACCAACCCCCACCAUCAAUCCUUAAUGUUUCAAUUGCAGCCAAAAAUGAUAUCAGCGAAACCUGCUAUGACGAACACCUUAUCUUUGACAAACAAGCAAUGGAAAGCAACUACCAAAUCCAGGUGGAAUCACCAUUACCAAGAUAGAAAGACGUGGACACUGCGAGCAAAAUCAAUGAAAGAGAUGGAAGAAUGGGUAGCUAAUUUGAGAAAAUGUUCAGAAAAGUUAUUUGCACAGCAUAUUUCUGUGUCUCCUUCAUCUUCUACUAUAAACACGAGCAACAACCUUCCAACAUCGUUUACUGCUGCUGAACAAGACGACAGCAGCGCUACAGAUGAUGAAGCUGGAAAGAGGGAAACAACUUUAAAAGAAGAUAUAGGCAAGUUCAAAGAAGAAGAUAUCACGAAGAAUGGAUGGAUUACAAGCAAUUCAGAUAAUGCUGUGGCGGCCGCACCUUCUGCAGAAACAGGUUCUAGCUGGAUAAUCCCAACCAACAAAGGAAACGAGGAGGCUAGCGAAGCAGUAUCUAAUUUGAAGGAGACCGGAAACAAAUGGGUUCAUACAGCAGAGGUUACCAUGACAGGAUGGGAUUAA